Messenger RNA from Rangifer tarandus platyrhynchus (Svalbard reindeer), 498 nucleotides. The record is from the annotation of a GenBank genome assembly. NCBI's taxonomy places the organism in Eukaryota, Metazoa, Chordata, Mammalia, Artiodactyla, Cervidae.
AUGGCCGGCUGCGAUCUCCACGGUGAAGAUGAAAGGGGCGAGCAUCGAUCCAAGAGCGAGCCUCCUGGGCACGCUGAAAAGACCGCUAAGUGCCAAGCGGAAGGCCGAGGGCAAGGGCUGCGCGGCGUCGGGAGCUCAGCGGACGAGGACGAGCUCUCGUUGUCGUCGGCGCCCCUAGUGUUCAGGACUUGCGGCUGCCGAGUCCUGUGCACGCCACAUCACCGUGCGGCCACCACUACACCCCAGGCCCUGGCCGCUGCACCCCACCGCCUCGGAGGAGAUGUGCAUCCAGAGGGAGGUGCAGGUCAAGGCGCUGGUGCACUCGCCCGACCCAGCCUGGCCCUCAGCGGCGUGCGCAAGGGCUUCAGUGACCUCCGCCAGGCUGACCCCUUGUGCCCGGAGCUGCCAGACCCGCUCGGGAGCCCCGUGUCCCCGGCCGGGGACCUAUGCCUCUGCCUGGGCGAACACGUGCCUGUCGUCCUUGGACUGCUGGCUUAG